Messenger RNA from Volvox carteri f. nagariensis, 393 nucleotides. RefSeq lists its product as uncharacterized. The transcript has a single exon. NCBI's taxonomy places the organism in Eukaryota, Viridiplantae, Chlorophyta, Chlorophyceae, Chlamydomonadales, Volvocaceae. The record is from RefSeq and is a predicted model, not a curated record. The coding region runs from base 1 to 393 and encodes 130 amino acids.
AUGAACUGUACUUACGGCCUAUCAUAUUACUGCACGUACGGCCUAUCAUAUUACUGCACGUACGGCCUAUCAUAUUACUGCACGUACGGCCUAUCAUAUUACUGCACGUACGGCCUAUCAUAUUACUGCACGUACGGCCUAUCAUAUUACUGCACGUACGGCCUAUCAUAUUACUGCACGUACGGCCUAUCAUAUUACUGCACGUACGGCCUAUCAUAUUACUGCACGUACGGCCUAUCAUAUUACUGCACGUACGGCCUAUCAUAUUACUGCACGUACGGCCUAUCAUAUUACUGCACGUACGGCCUAUCUUGUAUUUCAAUCACACUCCCCGGCUUGCCUUGUGUUGAGGGGGGCCCAUUGUCACGUCAUUUAAGCGUCACGUCCAAUUAA